Molecule: messenger RNA, 924 nt
Organism: Exaiptasia diaphana
Lineage: Eukaryota; Metazoa; Cnidaria; Anthozoa; Actiniaria; Aiptasiidae
Exons: 2
Coding region: 157-636 (159 amino acids)
Source: RefSeq, a predicted model, not a curated record
AUUACACCACCGGAUGUGGGACGCUUAACGUAACUUAACCAUUGCUCAACYCGCUUCCAGUGCUUAAAUUGAACUCGCUCUCGAAGUGGYCUCAGUUGAUUUAAUAUCUUCAAGCAGYUAACUCAAACUUAGGGAGGAAAGAACUUCAAUAUUGUCAUGUCUGUUGUAGCRCAGUUGGUAUUUUCUUGUGUGCUAGUCAGURUCAUCACGAAAGCUCAUUCACUGAAGUGCUAUCAAUGCUUGGCGGACAGUCUAGAAGAAUGUGACAAAAACUCGACUGUUGUGGACUGCAAUCCCGGCACCCCAUGCGGUACCCAAAACGUUACUUUCKCAAUCCAAAAUAUACCAAUAAAGAUAACGUAUAUCAAAAACUGCUUUCCCUUCGCCAACUGUACUAGAUACUACAAUCAGAGCACUGGAUUGCAAGUGAAAUCAUGUAUUUUUACAAGAUGUUCAAAAGAUUAUUGUAAUGGCGUUACACCGACGACAGCGGUUCCCGUGACCAUGACGAAGGCUACAGGCACAGGAGAUGUACAUAGCGCCAAAAACCCUUCAAGUACCUCUUCGAAGCUCCAUUGGGAAAUGCCAAUUGUUGUGACUAUUAUGAAUGGUUUAGUGUCUUGGCGUAUUGUAUAGCUGUGAUUCAGUAUCGCAUUUCUCUUGUAAAGUUUUUURGUACUGUAUAAGAAGUGAAAAAUUGUGGUAUUUUUAGAUAAAAAUUAAAUGUGCCUUCGUUUUGCUCAAACUUGUUACAGUAUGCACAUUAGCUAAUAGUAAUUAGUAGUGUGCUAGUGCAAAUAAGAAAUACUGUAUUCUUUAUACAUCAUUCUAUAUACGUUUCCUCACUGAUUAUAAACAUAAAAAAACCUGUAAAUAUUCAACUUGAUAAAUCACAACAAUAAACAUUUUACAAUCCUGAUUGAA